This is a messenger RNA of Lasiosphaeria miniovina, 2220 nucleotides long. RefSeq lists its product as uncharacterized. The coding region runs from base 1 to 2220 and encodes 739 amino acids. Lineage: Eukaryota; Fungi; Ascomycota; Sordariomycetes; Sordariales; Lasiosphaeriaceae. The transcript has 4 exons. The record is from RefSeq and is a predicted model, not a curated record.
AUGGCAUUCAGGCCAUUCCUAUGCCUCACGUUACUAUGGACGACGUUCGGCGCCUUUGCUGGCGCGGCAUCAUCGCCUACCGUCCCGGCCGAGGUCCUCAACUUCGUGCCCCCCUGUGCCCAGGAAUGCUUCCAGUCAUUUAUCGUGGCCAACUUUGACUUCAAGACAUGCGGUAACUCUCCAUCGCUAGCAUGUCUGUGCAGUCAGACGGGAAGCUUGGGCUACACGGUAGGCGAGGGCGCCGUGUCGUGCAUGAUUGCCGAGAAGAGCAUCGGAAGGUGCCAAGGGGCAGAUGGAACCCCGCCGAGGACUCACGCGACCAUCUUGGCGACACUGGUCGUGCCUUCGGGAACUGGCCCCCUUCUUGUCCCUACACCAACGCCGACGACCAGUGCUACAAAGGCCAGUACCUCGGCGACCCGGACAACUAGUUCACCGGGCACGACUACUAGCACGGCGACAUUAGAUCCCGAGUCCUCGACGGCUUCGAGUGCCGGUAGUUCUACUUCCAGCACGACCACUGCGCCGCCGCCACCACCACCGGCAUCCACGGGUAGUCUCGACCAAGCCGCGGCCACAAGUAGUCGUCCAGCUCUCACUAGUCCACAGAUCGCCGGCAUUGUGCUCGGAGUUGCUGCCAUCGUAGUUUUUGCCAUUUUUAUCGCACCCGCCAUCGGCCGACCAGCCCCUGCCUUUGGUGCACUCGCAGGCUCGCCUCGGACGAGUUCGCCGACAGUCGGCAGGACGAAUGGCCCCAGGAUGGUUCAGAGGGUUGGCUCGGCUAUGGCGAUGGCGACGGCCCCUCCCCCACAUCUUCAGACGCCGCAACGGACGGUGCCGAGCCCGCCGAAGCCGAUGCUGACCAUUGACAUACCAAAAGCGGCCGGCAAAAUGACCCAAGCUUCGACCAAUAGACGAGACAGCAUAGUCACCGAGUUUGCCGAGGACGGGGAGGGAGAAAGCGCAUCCGGAACUGCAGUAUGGCGACCACCACCUACUGAUCCCCAGUCAGCAACAGCAUAUUAUUUUGCGGACAAAGGGGGCAAUUGGGUGCUGCGCAAUACGUCAACUCGGAAACCCGAGGCUAACAACACGCCGCCGAUGCUAGCCGCGCCGGGCAUUCCACAACUUGAACUACCGAGCCCCGAAGACAAAACAAAGGCCGAAAGAGCCCGGGAAGCAUUUGCUGAACUGUCGCCUGAUGCCGCAGUCUCCCCGCUCCGCCUUCCGCAAAAGCCUGGGCAGGGGAAGCUGGGCUCCCCGAUUGUGUUCAGAGAUCGCCAAGGGCCCAGAAUGGCCUCCCCCAAAACCUCCAAUGGGGUGGGUCAACCCGCUUCAGCUAGUCCAAGGAACAUCGUACCCGCCAAACAAGCAGUCCCAGAUAACUAUUUCACUACGGUCAGAGGGGCCCGCGAGCUGGCUAGCAGCAAGUCCAGGAGGAAGUCACGAAGGACAAGCCGUCGGAGGUCCCAAGAUUCAGCAACAUCGAUCGACUCAGCGCCGUCAGGGCCGUUCGAAGAUGACGACAUCAUCGAUGAUGAUUCUCAAGGCGAACUGUCUCCCGUUGCAGAGUCGCCCAUCCCUCCGGGAAGGCCACCUGUUCAAUAUCCCACGAUUUCCGGCCGCGGUAAUGUCCAAAAUGCAAACGGGUUUCUCCAACCUCCCAGAUACCCCAGCCUAAGAUCAGGCUCCCCCGAAACUAGGCUGGGCAACAUCCCUGCAAUCGAGCAGCAGAGGGGUCCGCAGCAACGACAGCAAGAGGCAAAAUACACAUCUCGUUACUGGGGUCAACAGCAGCCACCACCUCAAGCCCAGCAACAGCGGCGGCCAUACCCCCCGGCGCAACAUCCAGGCGCGCGUCCUACGCAACAGGGAUACUAUACCACACCUCCGCAGCAGGAAUGGCGCCCGCCCCAUCCCCAGUCUCGCCAGGCUGCCCACGUUGCAGACAAUAUAGCGCAGAGUUCGUUGUUGGCCAAGCGUCUGGGCGCAGAUAAGGCGGCAGCGCUCCAGCUUGGUGGCCAAGAUGCUGCCCUGAAGAAGAACAAAACGGGAUGGGCGCGGGAAAGCCUCGGGCCUCAGGGCCUGGCUCCUCCUGCGUCGAUGCGUCCGGGGUAUGCCCCUCCUGCGGCUGCCGGGCCCGCGUCUCCGGCGUUUGGAUGGAGGCCGGAACUGACGCCAACCCGGCGAGGUGACGAUUUGUUUCUCAAUGUGCGGUGA